UGUAUAUUGUAUAUAUUUCUCUGACAUUAAAUGAACCUUUGAAACCCUUGAAGUGGUUGAACAUUAGAUUUGUUAGAUACACAUACACCUGUAUCCAUAGAAAUAAUCCUAGGUAAUAAAAUUACCCAAUGGCUGGUUAUUUACCAGGUAGACAUUAGUGGAGCAGUCACUAUCAUAUUAGAUUGACCGCCGGCCUCUUGUUGUGCAGGUCUGUGAAGUUUCAUUACUCAAUGUCUCCACAUUGCAAGUAACAUAGGCUCAUCCAUAUUACAAUUUCCUACUGCUGAAUGGUCAUUUGUUAAGAUAAAUUUGGCAUACAAGCAGGCCUGAGAUUGUUGUUGCAUCAGAGUUCAGUGUGGGCAAUGUUUACCUUGGCAGAGGUUGGACCAUAACAGGCUCGUGUUUAAUGGCGUACCAACUCAUGUUUGGAAUGCAGCUGUAAAAGAUGAGUCUAUGUGCUGAGAUAUGCCAGCUGCAGAACACUAACCACAGUGCAGAUGCAUUGCCCCAACGUUAUGGAGUCCGAUCAUACCUACACCAGUUCUAUGAAGACUGCACUGCGACCAUCUGGGAGCAUGAUGACAGUUUUCAGAUUAAGAGAUCCCCAAGUAGAUGGAGCUCUAUCUUCUGGAAGGUUGGACUAACAGCUGGGAUAACCAUGCUUCUUAUAGGAUUGGUAGUAAUUGCAACUGGCUAUUUGGUGCCACCAAAAAUUGAAGCAUUUGGAGAGGAAGAGGAAGAUUUUCUGGUGGUGGAUGGGCAUGCAAUCCAAUUCAACAUGGCACUGGUUAUUUGUAAACUGGCAGGUGCUAUCCUCUUUUGCAUUGGAGGGAUGAUAAUGGCUGUCUGCCUCUUGAUGUCUGCCUUUGCCACAAGUUACUCCAAAGAGGAAAAAUACCUUCAGCAGAAAUUUAAAGAACGCAUAGCUGAAACCCAGACUUCAAGCAAACCCAUAACUAAAGCACCUGCUCCAGGUGAACGUAAAAUUCCCAUCACCUUAUCCAAAGUACACAAUGUGCAGCCUCCAUCGGAGACCUAAACUGUAAAUAGUAAACUGUAAAUUAGCUGUAUCAGAGCAGGUCUUUUUAAAUGUUUUACCAUAUUUUUAUAGCAGUUUAGAGACAGCUUAUGUAUCCAACUACUAAAAUUCAAAUUCAUGUCUUUAUUUAGUAAGUUAGUCGUGUGAAAUGUCUAAUGCAAGAUUCAGCCUCAUUUCAAUCUUAUGAGACAAUUUCUUGGAAGCUGUAACAUGCAGAUGACUUUGUUCCCAAAGUGCAAUUGCUUUUAUGUGUAUUUGAAAGAAAUUAAAGUAUUUGAG
Messenger RNA from Mobula hypostoma (lesser devil ray), 1318 nucleotides. RefSeq names its product neurensin 1 (gene nrsn1). The record is from RefSeq and is a predicted model, not a curated record. Lineage: Eukaryota; Metazoa; Chordata; Chondrichthyes; Myliobatiformes; Myliobatidae. The transcript has 4 exons. Gene Ontology annotation, cellular component: transport vesicle; neuronal cell body; neuron projection. Bases 446 to 1039 code for a protein of 197 amino acids. Gene Ontology annotation, biological process: nervous system development.